CGUGCAAGUCUAACGUAGGCUGGGAAGUUGGCCAUGCUGGAGAGUGGGAGCUUGGGACAAAGAGCAGAACACAGAGUUAGGGGGAGUUGGUUUCUUUUCAGAGAUCGCCCUGUAGUGGUAGGUGUUGUCCUUGCAGGCUGAGGACUCAGCCAUGGUGUGGUUCCCAUCACAGAGGUUUUUCUCAGCUAUAAGGGGCAUGUGCAGCUUUUCAGGCUGCAAGUUCUGUUUCCUUCGCAAACUAUCCAUUGAGCCUGUUCAACAGAGGAAGAUUCCAAACCGGUACCUUGGCCAACCCAGCCCUUUCACACACCCACACCUACUCAAACCAGGGGAAGUAACACCGGGGUUGUCACAAACAGAAUACUCUCUCCGUAGACACAAACUGAUGGCUCGGAUACAGCAAGAGGUGCCUGGAAUGGACCACACGGUGAUUCUGUUAUCUAAUCCCACCUACUACAUGAGCAAUGAUAUUCCAUACACCUUCCACCAGGACACUAAUUUCUUGUAUCUGUGCGGGUUCCAGGAGCCUGACAGCAUCUUAGUACUGCAGAGCCUGCCUGGUAAACCAUUGCCAUCCCACAAAGCUCUGCUGUUUGUCCUCCGGCGGGACCCAAGUAGAGAGCUUUGGGAUGGACCACGGUCUGGUACUGAUGGGGCAGUAGCUCUCACAGGUGUGGAUGAAGGAUAUACCAUAGAGGAGUUUAGACAUCUGGUGGCUAAAUUGAAAGAUGAAACUACAGUGGUUUGGUACGAUUUUGCUAAGCCAGUGCAUCCACAGCUCCAUUCUGACUACCUUCUGCACCUGGCUGAGGUCAAAGCUAGGAGCAAGAACCGUAUCCGAGCCAUCCGACCCCUAGUACAGAGCCUACGGCUCAUAAAAUCCUCUGCAGAGAUUGAGAGGAUGAAGAUUGCUGGAAAGGUGACAUCACAGGCAUUCAUAGAGACAAUGUUUGCCAGCAAAACUCCAGUGGAUGAAGCAUUUUUAUAUGCUAAGUUUGAAUUUGAGUGUCGGGCUCGUGGUGCUGACAUUUUGGCUUAUCCUCCUGUGGUUGCCGGUGGCAACAGAUCCAAUACUUUGCAUUAUGUGAAAAAUAACCAGCUCAUCAAGGAUGGAGAGAUGGUUUUACUGGACGGAGGAUGCGAGUCUUCCUGUUAUGUCAGUGACAUCACUCGCACAUGGCCCAUCAAUGGCAGAUUCACAGGUCCCCAGGCAGAGCUGUACCAAGCUGUACUAGAAGUGCAGAAAUCCUGUCUGAGGCUUUGCUCUCCGGGUGUGAGCCUAGAGAACAUAUACAGUUUCAUGCUGACCUUGAUUGGAGAGAAGCUAAAAGAUUUGGGAAUCUUACAGAAGAGCACUACUGAGAACCAUCUCUUCAAGGCUGUUCGAAAAUACUGCCCACACCAUGUAGGACACUAUCUGGGAAUGGAUGUUCAUGAUACCCCUGACAUAUCCCGCUCAAUCCCCCUCCAGCCAGGCAUGGUGAUCACCAUUGAGCCAGGCAUCUACAUCCCUGAGAAUGAUGCAAGUGCCCCUGAAAGAUUCCGUGGCAUUGGUGUACGCAUAGAGGAUGAUGUUGUAGUGACAGAAAACACAUCACUGAUUCUGUCAGAAGAUUGUCCAAAGGAAAUAUAUGAUGUCGAACAAGUCUGUGACUCUUGACCACUGUUCAUCACCUUUUCCAGAUACAAAUCGGGAAAUGCGCUCCUUUAGUAAAUUCCUGUAUUUAUAUUUUUAUAUGAAAGAGCUACAGGAUGUCAAGACUGAUGGCUGCUGCUGAGGAAACAUUAUUGGGAAGGAUUAUCUUGGACAGAAAAAAAUCAUAUUAAAAUGAGGAAAAUGUACUUUUAUUUGGCAAGUAUUCUACUUUAUUACUAAUGGUAAAAGAAAUCAGAUGAAGAAUCUGUAUUCCAUAUGUUCUGUAAUAAUUUUAUUCACUGCUUGUCACGGCCCAUGUGCCUGACAGUUUCUCUUGGGGGGGGGCAAACUGGGAUGAAUUCUGGCUUUGGUGCAGAUUGCCUUUUAUUUUAAUUUGGGAGCAAGACAAAAUUUUGCUUUAUUCUUCUUAGAAAAGAUAAUAUUCAAAAUAUCAAUGCAAAUCUUCGAGCGGAUGGAGAUUUAUAGAGGAUUACCAGACAAAACUUCAAAGAUGUUAGUUGCUUCUUUCUAGAAGGUAAAGGAAGGUCUUUUGCAUUAGGGCAUACAUAGAAAUCGAGAUGUGUUAUGGCUGGGAAAUGCAUGUAACAACCUGAUCUUAUGCAGAGUGGUUUUCAAAUGCUUGACUAACUCUGCAUACAGUUGUGUUUGUAAAUUAGUAAUAGGCAGACAAAUAUCAAUAUAAUGUUUAUGAGCUAGUUUGAUAGAUAAAGAAUGCUGCUUGGUUUGAGCCCUCCCCCCAAAGUUACCAGAAAGUGGGGGGGGGGGGGAUAUCCACUAAGCAUUCCAUUAUACCCUAUGGAGACUGGCCCUCAUAGAGUAUAAUGGAGAAUUGAUCUAUGGGUAUCUGGGGUAGAAGCAUCAAAUUUUCAGCAUAGCAUCUGGUGCUCUCCUCAAAACCCUCCCUAAGUUUCAAAUAGAUUGGAAUGGUGGUUCAAUUCUAUGAGCCCCCAAAGAAAGUGCCCCCAUCCCCCAGUAUUUCCAAUUGAGGAAAGGCAUUUAAAAGGAACACAGCUCUUUUAAAUGUGAUGGCCAGAACUCCCUUUGGAGUUCAGGCACGCUUGUCAAAACCUUGCUCCUGGCUCCACCCCCAAAGUCCCCAGAUAAUUUGUGAGUCGGACCUGGCACCCUAGUGAGUUCCUUUCUUCCUAUCUCUUCAUAUCUUUGAUUUCUGCUGACACGAGUGGAUAUGUUAGGGUUUUUGUGACAUGAGUGGAUAUGUUAGGGCUGACCCAACCUUUUGCAUUGGGGUGCAGAUACCCAGAAGCAAAAUAUUUGCAGACUGAAGCUGUUGAAAAUAGUUCACAUGCUUUAAGCUGCCAUUUUUCUUUACAAAACACACAAAAAUAGUGACAAGGAAAAUAUCAAAUUCCUAAUUCCAAAUAUUUUUCUGAGAAAUGUAGCGAGU
Messenger RNA from Heteronotia binoei (common prickly gecko), 3062 nucleotides. RefSeq names its product X-prolyl aminopeptidase 3 (gene XPNPEP3). The record is from RefSeq and is a predicted model, not a curated record. Gene Ontology annotation, molecular function: metalloaminopeptidase activity; manganese ion binding. The coding region runs from base 152 to 1660 and encodes 502 amino acids. Lineage: Eukaryota; Metazoa; Chordata; Lepidosauria; Squamata; Gekkonidae. Gene Ontology annotation, cellular component: mitochondrion. The transcript has 10 exons.